This is a messenger RNA of Trametes versicolor FP-101664 SS1, 2642 nucleotides long. RefSeq lists its product as uncharacterized. The record is from RefSeq and is a predicted model, not a curated record. Bases 1 to 2523 code for a protein of 840 amino acids. NCBI's taxonomy places the organism in Eukaryota, Fungi, Basidiomycota, Agaricomycetes, Polyporales, Polyporaceae. The transcript is spliced from 7 exons.
AUGGAGGCCCAGAGUCACAGACCACCAGCCUCGCAAGCGUCUGGUCGCGUGUUCCGCGACUCCGCAGAACGGUCGCUGCGUAUCUUUGUCGAGGCCUCCGACCUCCUCCACCGUCCCAAGGUCAUAAACACUCUCAAGAACAACGGGGCUACGAUCGUUCAUUCACCGGACGAGGCGGCUAUCAUCAUUGUCGAUCCCCAGACCGCGUCAGGUAGCCAAUUCAUAGAAGAGUGGGGUUCGGAACCAGGGAAAGUUGUACUCGACGUUCCCUGGGUGCAGAAGUCGGUGGCGAGAGGGAAGGCGUUCAUCGCAGACGAGAGUUGGGGUGGAUUUUGCCUGAGCGAGAACGCGUCUGGAACGAUCCAAGACCCGUUGCCCACCCCGCGAGACACACCACCAGACGCGCCAGCGUCCCAAGCAGAGUUCAGCAUGCAAAAUCAACCCCCAUAUCACCCUCCAGGCGGCUCACAGUUCAAUCCCCCAAAUAUACCUCUUGGAUAUCCUUUCCCGCAGCAACUGCAGCAGGGACAAAUGGGGCAGCAGAUGCCGAACAGCCUCCCGAAUGGCGCCCCGAUCCCUCCCGCAGGCAUGCAGGAUCCCAACGCCCAGGUGGUACUGCCGGCUCACCUUGUGGCGCAGUUGGUUGGAUUUGUGAGCCAACAAGGCCUCAAUCCCGCAAGCUUGGGCAUGCCCCAGAUGGUAGCCCAGAUGGGCAACCAGAUACCUAUGAACAUGAUGCAGGGACAGCCCAUGCCGCAGGGAUAUCCUUUCAUGUCACAACCAGGCAUGUUCGUCCAGCCGCAGUAUCCGCUCUCCCAGCAGCACGGCAUGUUUCUACCACAGCAAAUGAUGGCCCCUCCCAUGUCCCCCAUGUCCCAGAUGCACCCGCCUGACGCGGGCUCUCCCAACCACUAUCAUCAGUCCCCCACACCCGCAACCCCAGAUCGCCGUUUGAGCGAAUCACUUUCACGACGACAGGGCAGUAUGUCAGAUACGGCCGGGUCACCUAUGCAGGACGUUAGGCCAACUUCCCGUAAGCGGAAGUCCCCUGCCACGGAGAAAGCAUCGACGAGUCGCCGCGCAGGCAAGGGUCGUGCAGACGGCGAGCGGUCGCAUAAGCAGCGUCGGGUUUCAUACACGCCCGACGAGGCUCCCCUGCUGUACCCAGACGCCACUCCACACUCGCCGCAGCCUCGGCGCGAGCCCUCCAGUUCUCUCGGGAAGCUUUUUGCGCAGGAGGAUGGGGAACCGUACAAGUUUUAUGUGCAGAUCGACAUCAGACCUAGAACGAAGAUCGCGGACGCCAUAAAGAAGAAUGGUGGAAAGCUCGUGCCAGACAUUGCCGACGCCGAUUAUGUGAUCCUGGGUUCUCACGCUACGAGGACCUUUGAGGAGCGACUCAAGCAGGCCGGGAACUACGGCAAGCUUGCCGUGCGUCCACAGUGGGUGUUUCAGUGCGUGGAGCAGAACGAGAUCGUGGAGCUCGACGAGUUCGUCUUCGAGGGCAUCCAGGUUGAGAAGAAGCGCGGGCGACCUAGCGCGUCGGGCAAACGGUUCAUCCUCACAGGCCCGAACGCUCCCUCGACCUCCAAGGGGAAAUCGAAGGCUUCACAGCAACCCCAGGGAUCGGACGAGGAGGAUAUGCCCGGAGACGAGGAGGGAGACGAAUCGGACGAGGCGGACGAGACGCUGAUGGAGAAAGCUAAGCUGGCGGCGAAGCAGAAAGCAGCGCUGAAGGAACCAACGAAGAAGAAGGCGAAGGUGGAGAAGAAAGCGGACAAGUCGAGUGCCAAAGCCAAGGCCUCAGCAGGCGAAGGGACCUCCAAGGGCUCGAAACCAAAAGCCAAGUCCACUGAGCGGUCGCCGUUCACGCAGCAAUACUGGCGGCCGUCACCUCCUCCGCCAACGCGAGUGGUCGAGCACAUGCCCGGAAAGAAUAUGUACACCAAGGAGGACCUCGACUACGUGGAUGAAUAUGUCCCGAUCCUCUUGUUCCGCGAUCCCGAUAUGACUUUCUUUGCCAUCAGUGAGAAGUUACACGCGAAGAUGCCCCACCACACUCAGAAGUCGUGGCAGACGCACAUCAGCUAUGCUGGUCGCCGUGAAAAAUUGGAGAAGAUGAGGCGGCAAGCGCACAUCGCCCGCAGGAAAGCAGCAGCAUCCGGCGUCCAACGAGCAUCGGAGCCCGUGGACUCCAACUCGUCCGAACCUACGCAGACGGCGCCGGCUCCCCCUCAGCCUUCCCUUCCUCCACCAUCUAUCGACAUGUUCGAGGCGUUGGCGAACUUCUUUGCCGGCGGUGGUGCGGACAACUUGGCCGACACGGAGGUUUGGAAUGAGGUGCACCGGAAGCAUCCUGAGCUCUCCGCGGAAGCCUGGGAGGCAUACUGGAUGAAGCACAAUCAUGAGAUAGCGGCGGCGGUCAGGCGGAUAAGUGGUGUGACAGAUCCCGAGGGGGCAAGUUCGGAGGCGCCAAUGCAGUAUGGAAACGGCGACAUUGUACCCAAGCCAGAACCAGAAUGAGGUUCGCAUUUCAUGGACACUUUCAGCGUCUCUGAGCUGGGCUUCUGUAAAUAUCAGCGUUCCCUUUCGCAUGUAAGUUUCCGGGUGGCAGUGUGCGGUGUAAACAGUUCUACGGUCUC